UAGCUGUCAACUUGACGUUUCGUAUAUUUACGCCUCCGCAUUUUGAUGAUUUCGAUCUCAUAAGAGCUACUCGUAUAAAUAAAGCAUUUAUUUUGCAAGUAAACAUUAAGAUAUUUUGUAGUUCACCAGUCGUUUUAGUGUUUUCGUAACUAGUUAUGGGUCAGACGCUCUCGGAGCCGGUGACAGAGAAGCAGUCCACAACAUGCCAGGAUUCACGCUACCUCAUUGGCUCAUCAUGCAUGCAGGGCUGGCGCGUGUCUAUGGACGACUCGCACACGCACAUACUGUCGCUGCCGGACGACCCUGGGGUGGCGUUCUUCGCGGUCUACGAUGGACAUGGAGGAGCGAACAUAGCGGAGUAUGCCGGUAAACAUCUUCACAAGUUCAUCACGGCGCGCCCGGAGUACCAUCUGGGGAACAUUGAAGAGGCUAUGAAACAGGGGUUUCUAGACAUGGACCAGGCUAUGUUGGAAGAGGAUAUGCUUCAAGAGAAAGUAGCUGGUAGCACUGCCGUGGUGGUGCUGAUCAAGGACAACACUCUGUACUGCGCCAACGUGGGCGACUCUAGGGCUAUAGCGAGCGUCGGUGGAGCGGUGGAAAUGCUCUCAUACGACCACAAGCCCAACAACGAAGAGGAGCUCCGCCGUAUAACCGCAGGCGGGGGCUGGGUCCAACUCAACAGAGUGAACGGCAAUCUGGCUCUGUCCCGUGCGCUGGGUGACUACGUGUUCAAGCGGAACUAUAGACUGUCACCGAGGGAUCAGAUCGUCACUGCUUAUCCGGACGUCCAAGUCAGACAACUGAACGACGAUUGGGAGUUCAUCGUGAUCGCCUGCGACGGCAUUUGGGAGGUCUUGUCCAAUGAGGAAGUGGUAUCGUUCUGCCGCGUCCGCUUACUAAGCGGGUGGGAGCCGGCCGCCGUCUGCGAGGCGCUCAUGCAGCGCUGCCUCGCGCCCAACUGCGCCACGGGCGGCCUCGGCUGCGACAACAUGACCGUGCUGCUUAUUUGCAUAAAGCCGUUCCCCAGCGCGCACCCACACAUACCGGAAUCCCUACCAGCACCUGAGCAGCUAAGUAGUAAGUUUAUGACUAAAAUGGAAGAUUUACUCUACGUCGAGGACGACGAAGAAGAUUUAAAAUGAAGACGCAACAGUUAGUGUAAAUGUGUACAUAAAUAGAGUAUAGUCAAAGCUUUACGUACGUUUUGUAGGUUCUUGAACACGGAAACACAAAAUUUAUUUAUUUAAAUUUAACCGUAACAUUAGUAAAAAUUCCGAUUAUGUAGCUGUAUUUGAAGACACGUUAAGAUUGCUAAAUAAUAUUUGGUAAAGAAGUCUAAAUAAAACUUUUGCCCCUUUGCAAUGAUUUAUCCAUCUCGGAUAACAUUAUUUGUGGGACUUGAUAUGUAGUCGGAAUGUGUUCGACUGUACAAAUAUUAAAAAUAAAAUUAAAGAAGUUAUAAAGCAGAACUCUUGCAUUUAGAAUAUACGUCUCCAUAUAGAGACAAGUUGAAGGUUUGUACACAGCACGAGAAACAUUUUUAAAGCUAUGCCGGCGAUGCUAUACACAUCUGCAAAAAUUGACACAUUUAGAAUGAAAUAUGAGACUUCGCUGCAAUUUGCACCAAUGAUUUGAUGAUACGUUUACAUGCUUAAAAUAGGGUAGUUGACACAUAUUGAAUUUUAUAACUAAAUCUAGUUAAAUAGAUAGAAAAUGAACAAUUUAUCACAAUAAAUUGGAAUCUUAAAAAAUAUAUGGGAAUAAUAAAAUAAAAACCGGCCAAGUGCGAGUCGGACUCGCGUUCCAAGGGUUCCGUACAUUUACACUAUUUAAACAAUGUUUUUUUUAUGUGAAAUGUCUUUAAAAACCCGUCGGAUCGGAUCUAAAACGAAGUAAAAGUCCGACUCACGCUUGACUGCACAUUUCUAAUAGGUUUUCCGGUAAUCUAUAGGUAAAGAUCUAUUUUGUGUAUUUUUUUUUAAUUUUUUGACCCAGUAGUUUCGGAGAUAAAGGGGGAAUGGUCAUUCUUUGCCUAUUUUCUUGAAUAACUUUUAAACUAAUUAUCUUAAAAUAAUAAAAAAAAAUAUAUUUGAAAUUCUCACAAUGAGCUCUUUCAUUUGAUAUGUAACACGAUAUAGUUUGACAAACUUUUUUUAAAAAAAAUUCUCACGUGUUUAAAAUUAAUUUGUUUACGUUACAUGUCCAUCUUUGGGUCACAAACUUACAUAU
This is a messenger RNA of Cydia strobilella, 2229 nucleotides long. Its product is annotated as probable protein phosphatase 2C T23F11.1. NCBI's taxonomy places the organism in Eukaryota, Metazoa, Arthropoda, Insecta, Lepidoptera, Tortricidae. The transcript is spliced from 9 exons. Gene Ontology annotation, molecular function: protein serine/threonine phosphatase activity; cation binding. Gene Ontology annotation, biological process: protein dephosphorylation. The record is from RefSeq and is a predicted model, not a curated record. The coding region runs from base 156 to 1142 and encodes 328 amino acids.